This is a messenger RNA of Myxocyprinus asiaticus (Chinese sucker), 4997 nucleotides long. Its product is annotated as transcriptional adapter 2-beta. Gene Ontology annotation, molecular function: transcription coactivator activity; chromatin binding; zinc ion binding. NCBI's taxonomy places the organism in Eukaryota, Metazoa, Chordata, Actinopteri, Cypriniformes, Catostomidae. The coding region runs from base 1420 to 2601 and encodes 393 amino acids. The record is from RefSeq and is a predicted model, not a curated record. Gene Ontology annotation, cellular component: SAGA-type complex; nucleus. Gene Ontology annotation, biological process: chromatin remodeling; regulation of transcription by RNA polymerase II. The transcript has 2 exons.
CAUAAAUAUAAAAAAACACAAUGUUUGAAGUGUGGUCCUCUUAAAUGUAUUUAAGAACUCUAAAUUGACAUCUGCACUGCUGAACACAAUUAAUGUUCCCGUCACACAGUGUACAACAAAUAGAUGCUGCAUAUUUCAGUUGGCCAGGCUUUGCAAACUUUUAAUUUUUAAGUAAAACAUGAUGCUUUUCAUUUCAUUCAAGCUGACUAAAAUGGCUCACACAACUUUUUCGUGCUUGCUCGGUUGACUGAAGGGAUGAAAAGCAGCCAAUUGCAGUGUGAAACGAAACUAUUGUAGUUAGAUGCAUUUGGGAGUUUUAAUUUUUAUUCCGACUUUACUAUCCAACACUUCAUGUGCUUCAAUCUAGGGUCAGGGAUCUUUAGGCACCUCACAAUCCGAUUCUGGGAGUCACAAUCCGAUUUCAAAACGAUUCCUGAUACAGUUACAUUUUUUUCUUAUUGAUUAUUCUGUUAUGCAAAGGCAAAACACAGUAACCUCACAUUUUGACCAGAAUUGGGGUUCUUAGACUGUAAGUUGCCCCGUGACAGACAGGUCUCACUAAACUAUAACCAGGUUUUGAAAAAAUUGCAGUAACAACAAAAUCCACACUCAAAUCAAGUAACUGUUUUGUUGGUGUUCAGUGUAUUUACAGCCUUUGAAUGGCAGUAUUGUCAUCAUAAAAAGCCUCUUCACAAGAAAAUAAAUAUUGGUUUUCAAAACACAGUACUAUUAAAUUAAAUAAUUCAACUGAUUGUUGAAUAACAUUUAUAUGUUUAAAGCAUUGUUAUUCAUUUUUAUUUAAUAGUAUUAUAUUUUUAAUUAGAAUAAAUCAGUCUGAGGCCUUUUGAUUUAUUUUAACUAUAACUACAGGUUGGUGCUCCAGGUUGAUUACAUGAGAUAUCUGCUUCUGUGAGAGUGCAGAUGUCAGCUUCUUCUUUCCUCACCACAGGUGAUAAAGCGGCACAAAUAGCGGGAUUAUUAUUUAAAAAGUCUAUCAACAAUCUCGUAUGCGCUGUUCCAUCUGUUUGCUAUGCGAGUUGAAGUCUCACCUGCUUAACAUGUAUCUGACGAGCCGUCAGGUGUGCGCGCACUUCCCGACGAGCAAGACUGGCAAUGUGCGCAAGAGGAGUGAAACACAUUGGGAGGCAGGUAAUUUUUUUUUUACCAUGAAUCUCCACUUUCACUUUCUUUGUUUCUCACCCACACCUAUCAUCUCGCUUCUGAAGACAUGGACUUAAACACUGGAGUCUUAUGGAUUACUGUUAUGAUGCCUUUGUGCUUUUUGGUGCUUCAGAGGUCUGGCCGCCAUUCACUUGCAUUGAAAUGACCUACAGAGCUGAGAUAUUCUUCAAAAAAUCUUCAUUUGUGUUCUGCUAAAGAAUAAAAGUCAUACACACCUGGGAUGGCAUGUAGGAGGACAUGGCUGCCCAUGUUGGUGCGUCACGCACCCCUCAGGAGGUCAUGGACCAUUAUGUUUGCAUGUAUAUCCAUGGGAAUCUGGGCAAAGCCUGCAUUCCUGACAGCAUCCCUAAACGUGUGACAGACCAUACUUGUCUUAGUGGAGGUCCCUUGUCCCCUAGUUUGACCACUCCAUUGCCCCCACUUGAUAUAUCUUUGGCCGAGCAGCAGCAGCUUGGAUACAUGCCGCUCCGUGAUGACUACGAGAUUGAAUAUGACCAGGAGGCAGAGAAGCUCAUCAGUGGCCUGUCUGUGAACUAUGAUGAUGAAGAUAUAGAGAUCGAGAUGAAGCGAGCCCAUGUGGACAUGUAUGUGCGUAAGCUACGUGAGCGUCAGCGACGCAAAAACAUUGCUCGUGACUACAAUCUAGUGCCAGCCUUUCUGGGCCGGGACAAAAAAGAUAAAGAGCGAGAGCGGCCUGGUGGGACAGGAGCAGUUGGAGGGGUGGGUGGAGUUGUUGGAUUGGGAGGGGGUGCGACAAUUAUUCCGACAGGGUCACUGGGCUCCUCUGCAACAGCAACCCCAAAACGCAAAAUCACCAAGGAAGAAAAGGAGCAGCGGAUUAAACUGCGUUCCCUCUGCCAGUUUAUGCCACAUCGUGAGUUUGAAGAAUUCUUUGAUAACAUGCACAAGGAGCGCAUGCUGCGGGCAAAGGUUCGGGAGCUUCAGCGAUAUCGCCGGAACGGCAUCACAAGACUUGAUGAGUCAGCCGAGUAUGAGGCGGCACGCCACAAACGGGAAAAACGGAAAGAGAACAAAAGUGUAACUGGCUCAAAGAGAGGGAGUAGCGGUGGAGGAGGAGUAGCCGGGCUUGGAGGAGGGGUUGGAGCAGGGGGUGGGGUUGGCGGAGGUGGAGGAGUCAGUGCCAUUAAAGAGGAGGGGAAGGACAGUGAGUUUUCUGCCAUUGAGAACCUGCCUGGCUUCGAGCUGCUUUCAGAUCGGGAGAAGGUACUGUGCAAUUCGAUGAACCUGUGUCCCACACGUUAUCUGACUGUCAAGACUAUCAUCAUCAAGGAUCACCUUCAGAAAAGGCAGGGUAUUCCCUCCAAAAGCCGCCUACCCAGCUAUUUGGACAAGGUGCUGAAAAAACGUAUUCUGAAUUUCCUGUCAGAGAGCGGCUGGAUAUCCAGAGAAGCCUCCUAAUGUUGGCCAAAGAUUUGGCUUUAAGAAUAAUGACUGUAUAUAUUUUUCUACUGUUUUAUAUUACAUCUCAUAAAACCCUGUGAGAACAAAAAAGGUGCCCCACUACUGGAGGUGGGCCUUCAAUCCGUCUUGUCUUUUUUUGAUCUCACAUCUCCUCAUAGGAACAUAACCAUGGUGAGAGUCUUACAGGUUUCAGUUGAAUUCUAAUUAUAGAAGGUACACCAGUAUGUACAGUAUAGGAAAGGGACUUUUGAGUAUGGUGUCCUGCGUAAUAGAUCAUCAUAAUAUAUAUAUAUAUAUAUAUAUAUAUAUAUAUAUAUAUAUAUAUAUAUAUAUAUAUAUAUAUAUAUAUAUAUAAACGUAUUACCCCAUGUUAAAAUGUCUUCAUUUGAAAUGUGAUUUGGGAUAUUUGUGAAAAAGCCCUGGACACUGCUGACUAAGCUGGUGUUUACACAUUACAGUAAAAAAAACAAAAAAACAAUCCACUUGGAAGAAUUCCAAUUAGAGUAAGGAUUGAACCAAACAUUGAGAGUAACAAGAGUGGCAAACAAGUGAUCUGCUGGCCGUAAGUCUUUUGUUCCAGUGUUCCAGUCUGCAUUUGCCUGUUAAUUAGAUAAACCUUUUAUUUUAUUUUUUUUGGAAUGUGUGAAACAUAAGGCAUGCUUGAUUCUAUGUAAAUGUCUAAUGUUCAUGUUUGCUAGAGAUUAUUUUAUUUGCUUCCUUUUUUGGAGUUGACCUUUGUGAGGUUAUAUUACUAUAACUUUUUUUUAUCAAGCAUGUUUCAAAAGCUCAAGUUAAAUGCCACAAACCCAUGCUUACAUGAUGCUUACAUAGAUCACCAAGGGAGAACAUUUACCACAAUGUCCCCAUUUCAAGAAGGUAUUAUUGCAUGUUUGUUAGGAAGUUAUGAUGGAUAAAGCUGGGCUAAAUACAGCAUCAGUGUUUGUCAUCUCAAAAGUGCAGAUGGAGAAACAAAAUUGUUUGAUUUCUAGACUAUGUUAAAACUACAUACUAAAGGUUUGUUUUUCAAAUGCCUUGACAAGAUGAUCAUACAAUACCAAAUCUUAGCUUAAAACUGAGACAAACCUAUUUUUCCAUGAUUUGUAAUAUGUUAUUACUGACUGCUUAUGUUUACCCCAAAGCUGUAGAAAACUUAAGAAAAGCACUGUUCUCAUAGGCCAAUAUAAAGGUUUUAAAGUUUUACAUAGUUUUAAAAUGUCUAAUAUAUUGAGUCAAAUAGAGUUAAUAGGCACAGUUUAACUUCUAGCCAUUGUUUUUUUCUGUUUCCAUAUGACAUCUCUUUAUUGUGUAUACCAUAUUGGAAAUAACUGUAUUUAGUGUAAAAACCGGUGGAAAGCCAAGGCGGUUGUCCACUUCUGUUUUUGUACUUUUUUUUUUGUUUUUUGUUUUUUGCCUCAGACAUUAGUACAUAAAGUCAUACAAUUUUGAGUGGGUUAAUCAUGUUUUGUGCCUUGAAGCAUAUUUUGCCCUGGUUGAUGUUUUCAUUCCUUAACUUUGAAUUGUAUUUGUUUCGUAUUAUAUAUUCCCCUUGAAAAAAAAGAAGUGUUGAUUUGCAAUUGUAUGUUUGAUUCUGGGACUUUCUCCACAUUUCUAUUCUAGAAACAGCUAAUCUACACAAUACAAAAAGGUUGUAAUGUAAUUUUUAUGACCAUGAGAAAGCCAUAAAAAUCGUAUUGUGUUGAGAAAGAAACUCAUCAAUCAUCAAAGAUGUGUGCAAAGUAUAUAGACUGGCUUUAAAACUAUUCCGGAAAUAUAAAUGAUGAACGAAGGUAUGUGGAUGCUAUGCUAAUAAGGAAAUUAAGGUGCAAAUGUGGAGGUACCUCCAUCUCUUUUGUGGUAUUGUGUGUCAUUGCCUUUUUUAUUUUUUAUUAUUAUUGAGGUGUUACAUUUUUAGAAAGGCUUAGGCUAGGUGCAAAUACUUUCCUUGUGCUUCAUGGAUAAGAAAUAGGAUCACAGGUCAAACCAUUCCCAUGGCAUUCUUAAAGAUUAAGAGUUUUGUCAAGCUCACUGCACACUUGCUGUUUUUGAGAAAAUAAGUUACAGAUGUUAAUUUAAAGGUUAAAAUUUUUUCACUUUAAUAUUCAUGCAAAGUAUUGUGCUAUUUCAGAGAGUGUUAUUAUUUUCUAAAGUAAUUGAAAAUGACAACAAUAAGACACUAUCUCAAGAACAUUUUUAUCAUUUUUUAAUGACAAUGUGACAUUUACAAAAUGACGAGGCUUUUUUCUGCUUGGUUGUGGCAUGGAUGUUCUUUGGUAAAACAGUCCAUUCUGAAAGGCUCAUAUUUGUCAAAAUGUUGAACUUGCAUAUGUGGAAAGAUGUAUUUUAUUGAAUAUGUCAUGUUCUUUCUUACUUUGUAUUAAAGUGUUGAAAUAUAA